This is a messenger RNA of Anneissia japonica, 335 nucleotides long. Its product is annotated as protein diaphanous homolog 2-like. The transcript is spliced from 2 exons. The record is from RefSeq and is a predicted model, not a curated record. The annotation marks the transcript as partial. NCBI's taxonomy places the organism in Eukaryota, Metazoa, Echinodermata, Crinoidea, Comatulida, Comatulidae.
UUGUUUGUGUUUUUUAACGUUUCAGGACGACCCACAAAUCAGUUGACAGCAAACAUGAGUGUAUCAAAUGCCUCAAAGCAUUCAUGAACAACGGAUUCGGCAUCUCCACAGUGUUUAAAAACGACCGGGUCCUGGUAGAUGUCGCCAGCUGCAUUAACCCCAGAUUUGAGAACUUAAUGACAGAUGCCCUCAAGGUCAUGGCACCUGUCUGUCUGGUCCCUGAUGGGCAUUAUAAGGUAUUGAGUGCUCUGUCGGAAGUACAGGAGCUUAGGAACAGGCCUCGCUUUCUUCCAAUCAUUGAGGCAUUGAAGAAGGAGGAUUCACCCCAGCUAAUG